ACGGUGACUGAUGCUGCUCUACACAGGUGUGGUCGGCCUUACCACGGCUCUGAAAGUGCUGGAGAAAGGCGAACACACCGUGUCCAUUGUGGCCGAUACGUUUCCUUCUGACCCCAAGACCAUCAAGUAUACAAGCCUAUGGGCUGGUGCACACCACGUCAGCCAUGCUGAAGGCGAUCUGAAGCAGCAAAAAAUAGAUGAAGAUACUUUUAAAGUCAUGUGGGAGAUGUCUGCACCCGGAGGAGAGGCCGAAGGCUGCUUCCUCCGCCUUCCACAGACUGAUUACUUCUACGACGGCCGAAACCCUCACUUAGAAUGGAUGCCGGACUACGCGGAGCUCUCCCCCAACUCAUUCAUCCCAGACGCGAAGUUCGGGAUCAAGUUCACAACUCUAACGAUCAACACGCCCGCGUACUGUAACUACCUGCUCUCGCGCUUCCUGGCCAAGGGCGGCACGGUCGUCCGUGCAUCUGUCCAGCAUGUCCAGCAGGUCGCUGAAGGCGGCGCGCACGUCUUCACACCCAGCCGUGCAGGUAAACACCCUGUCGACGCCAUCAUUGCCUGUCCUGGUCUCGGUGCACGCACGCUCGGAGGUAUCGAGGACGUUGACGUAUUCCCUGUUCGUGGCCAAGUCGUGCUCCUCCGCGCGCCAUGGAUCAAGUUCGGGCGCACGGCAAGUCAUCUGCAACACGGUCUCUGGACUUACAUUAUUCCACGGCGAACUGGGGACGUCAUUCUCGGAGGGACGAAGGCAGAAAACGAUUGGUAUCCGGUUGCACGCCCGGAGACGACCACCGACAUUCUCAAACGCUGCCUCGCCCUCUGUCCGGAGCUCGCGCCCCCAGAGGUGCGAUCUGUCCGCACGCCUACGGUGGACGACCUACUCCCACUCGUACUUGAGGAGGGCUGUGGCUUCCGUCCUGCGCGCAAGGGUGGUGUCAGACUGGACGUUGACUGGGUCAACGUCGGCGAUAAGGAGAUCCCUAUUGUGUUCAACUACGGACAUGGUGGCGGAGGAUUCCAGUCUUCCUGGGGAACAGCUUCGGUCACACUUGACUUGCUGGAGGGAGCCUUGUCCAAAGGGAAAAUUUAACAUACCAUAGAUCCAUAUCUCUAGGAGCAUGUAAGAAAAUCUAAAGAUGUACUCUAGCUGUUCACGCGAAAUCCACGAUCAUAUCUCCGCGAACCACCACUUCCGCACUGUU
This is a messenger RNA of Phanerochaete carnosa HHB-10118-sp, 1205 nucleotides long. RefSeq lists its product as uncharacterized. The coding region runs from base 11 to 1093 and encodes 360 amino acids. Lineage: Eukaryota; Fungi; Basidiomycota; Agaricomycetes; Polyporales; Phanerochaetaceae. Gene Ontology annotation, molecular function: FAD binding; D-amino-acid oxidase activity. The record is from RefSeq and is a predicted model, not a curated record. The transcript has 7 exons.